Alexandromys fortis (reed vole) is the source of this 6400-nucleotide messenger RNA. It is a transcript of the gene Zc3h6, whose product is annotated as zinc finger CCCH-type containing 6. Gene Ontology annotation, biological process: negative regulation of DNA-templated transcription. The record is from RefSeq and is a predicted model, not a curated record. Lineage: Eukaryota; Metazoa; Chordata; Mammalia; Rodentia; Cricetidae. The coding region runs from base 1677 to 5327 and encodes 1216 amino acids. Gene Ontology annotation, molecular function: RNA binding; metal ion binding. The transcript has 13 exons. Gene Ontology annotation, cellular component: nucleus.
GGGGGGGGGGGGGAGUCUUUUUUGAAAAGCCUGAAACGUAUCAAACAGUUCUAGACAUUAAACAAAUACCAACAUAUCAGCUGUAGCAAGCAAAAACUUCUCCUUCACAAAUAUGGAGGGAGAGGGGUUGGAGGAGAAUCAUCCCUAGGCACUGGCUCUUGAUGAAUCCCAAAGCAGGAAGGUAUCUAUUAAAAGGUAGGAGAGUUUUCCACAGCUUCACCUUGAGGCUAUCAUUUGUCCAUGUAGGGCUCAUCAGGCCCAGGAACCAUCAGGUAAAAAGGAAAGCCUUUCGCUGGUGUGAUGAUGUAUACCCACUCAGGCAUCCCAGACACACAGGGUCAAGUAAAAAUGUGUCUAGAAAGAGGGACAGUUUCUUAGAUUGGGUAGGGGAUAAACGAUCUUGUGUUCUAUGGCUAAAAAGAAAUGACCACUACCACAAGCAACAACACUUGUGCUCCAAGGGGCUACCCACCAGCCAAGGAGACAAGACCAGCGCAGAGUAACAGGGACAUGACAAAGGGCAGAGCCCAUUUAAGCUCAUUUUAAUAAAAAGCAAUUAUCUUGCACACACUAUCAUUUCAGGAUUGUUUCUCAAGGUCACGGAUAUAUGAAAAAAUGCACCGUCUUGUUCUUUUUUCAUGAAAUACUCGCAUGCAUUCCACGAAUAAAACGUUAAUAUCAAGACAUAAGAUCACGUUUGAAUGACCUCAACAGCUAUUAUAAUUCUGUCAAGUAAUGACUAAGGGAAUUUAAUCAGGAAGAGCUGCAUGCUAACUAAUCUUCCUUACAAAUGCGCACUAAACAUUACGGAGAUGGAUAACAGCAACAACUAAGAAUGAUUCUAAGUUAUUUUAGCAACAAGAGUUUUUUUCCCACAAAGAUCACUGACAGUUCCUUUUAAUCUCCCGCAGCUAACGGUUUGAUGAAGUGCGGGGAGGGGAUUGUGUGACGCGUCCGGCAUCCUGAAGCCCUUGGAUGGCGAGUCUCGCAGGAACACCGAGAAACGGGGCACAGAGGACCUGGAGGACACAGCAAGCACCGCGGGGUAGCCUGCCCCCUCCCAAAGUGACUCUAGGCGCCACCCGCCCGCAGACCUAGCCUCCCUGCUUAGCUAUCGGAUUGCUGCCUCCGCCGCCGCAGCGAGAAUCUUAAAAGCCCGCCCCUCGAAGUGAUUGACAGGCAGUUUUCACCAAUGGCCAAUGCGCUCAGCCCCGGCAGGCUGCGGCUGGCGGAGGAAUCUCACAUGCCCGUUAGUCCCGGGCAAGGUGUUGCGGCCGGCGCCAUUUUCUGAGCCUGCCCGUCUCGGGUGCCGCCAUGUUGGUGAGGAGAAAUCACCGUUACGGCUACUGUCCAAAUCCCCGCGUCGCUGCGCGCCACCCGCCGGCUCCCACGCCUCAGCCUCCGGCGGCGAAUACAGACUAGAGCGGCAGCGCCGGCAGCGCGGGGCCGUUGCCCCAGUCUUUGCAGUUAGAGCCCCAUCUCUCUGGCGUGGUUGUUAAUAGACUGGAAAGUCUGUGUCUGUGUCGCUCACUAGUAACCGUGAGUUUUUACCACUUCGUCACCCGUCGGCGGCGGCCGGGAGCAGGUGCCCGCAGGCGGCGCAGGGGUCCUCCCCGCGCCCCGCCGCCGCCGGCCUCCAGACCUGCCCUCCAGCCCCGCCCCGUUCUUGACCAAACAUGACAGACUCUGAACAUGCAGGGCACGACAGAGAAGAUGGUGAAUUAGAAGAUGGUGAAAUAGAUGACGCAGGGUUUGAAGAAAUACAAGAUCAGGAGGCAAAAGAGAAUGAAAAACAGAAAAAUGAGAAAGCCUACAGAAAAUCAAGAAAAAAACACAAGAAAGAAAGAGAAAAGAAGAAAUCCAAAAAAAGAAAGCAUGAGAAACAUAAGCACAACUCUCCAUCUGGUGAUGAGAGUUCUAACUACAGCCUGGAUUCAGAUGUUGAACAUACAGAAAGUUCCUAUAAGAAAAGAGCUAGUUUCUACAGGGAUUAUGACAUUCCAUUUUCUCAGUCUGGAGCCAAGGAAUACCACAAAGUCAAACCACACAACAUACCUCACUCAAAAGAUUUGUUGGGAAAGACACAUGAGACUGGUUGUUUCUGCAUGGAUGAAAAGCAGCAAAGAACUGAGCUGGAGCAUGGACAUAUAUCAGGAAGUUACAUGACAUCAAAGAAGAGUCAACAUAACAAAAAAUUCAACAGUAAAGAAUAUGCUGAGUCUAGUUUCUACAGUGAUGACAACUUUGGUAACUACAGUGAUGACAACUUUGGUAAUUACAACCACGAGGGAGAAGAAGACUUUUCCAGUCAGCUGAAGUACUAUAGACAAUCUCAGGAAUCUUCGGGGUCAUCAUUUUCUAAAGAAUCAGGGAAAAAACAGAGAACUAAAGGAAGCCCGCCAGGUACUGAAUAUCGAAUUAAAAGUUUUAAUACUAGUCAUGGACAUACUUUGCCGAAGAAAAUCAAAAGAAAAGAACACCGUGGGGCAAGAGUGACUAAAGGCCCUAAUGUUUUUUCAGGAAUGGAUGACUUUCAAGAGUACAAUAAGCCAGGGAAAAAGUGGAAAGUUAUGACUCAGGAGUUUAUUAACCAGCACACAGUGGAACACAAAGGAAAACAGAUCUGUAAAUACUUCUUGGAAGGGAGGUGUAUUAAGGGAGAUCAUUGUAAAUUUGAUCAUGAUGCAGAAUUGGAGAAGAAAAAGGAGAUCUGCAAAUACUAUUUACAAGGAUAUUGUACCAAAGGAGAAAACUGCAUUUAUAUGCAUGGUGAAUUUCCUUGCAAGUUUUAUCAUAGUGGAGCAAAGUGCUACCAAGGAGACAACUGCAAGUUUUCCCAUGAUGAUCUGACUAAAGAGACAAAGAAACUUUUGGACAAAGUGUUGAAUGCUGAUGAAGAACUUACAAAUGAAGAUGAAAGAGAACUGGAAGAACUUAGAAAGCGUGGCAUAACUCCUCUCCCCAAACCACCCCCAGGAGUCGGGCUUCUGCCAACCCCAACAGAGCACUUACCCUUUUCUGAUCCUGAAGACGAUUUUGAGACAGAUCUUUCUGAUGAUAUGAAGAAAAUUCCAUCUCUUUUUGAAAUAGUCGUAAAACCUACUGUGGAUUUAGCACAUAAAAUUGGGAAGAAACCACCAGCAUUUUACAGCAGUGCCUCACCACCAGGACCACAGUUUCAGGAAGGCAGUCCCUGUCCACAGCACAUGUACAAUUCUGAGUCAAGUCCAGAUCUGGGACCUAAUGUGCCUCAAGGUUGUGAUAGUCCUGUGAGGCGUCCAGGCUCCCCUGGACAUCACCCAUGUGUGGGACCUCCUGGUCCACCAGUGCACGAGAGUGCACCUUUGCCACCUGGUCCACCUGAAACUGUAAGCUCCCAUAGUCAAGCUGGAGGGCUUACUCAGUUGGACAUACUACCAGCCACGGGUAGAGCUUAUCAUUCCCCAGGCUUUCCAGGACCUGCAAUGAAAGUCCCUAGAGAGAACCACUGCUCUCCAGCCUCACUGUACCAGCAAAUGCCUGGAGAGAUGCAGCUUAGCACAGACUCCGCAUCCCCUCAAGUCCCAGCCGAGGUUUACGAGGACUACUACUCACAGCAUGCUGCACAUAGUUUUCAACCACCUGAUAACUGUGCUGAUGAGAUGUGGCCUGAAGAAUUUGCACCCCAGCAGCCUCCCACUGCCCAUGACUCAUCUAACCUUGGGAGUGGGCCUGACACCAGCAGCAAUAUGACAGGUCACUGCCCUCUGCCUGCCUCAGGGCUCCCUCCUGCAGUGCAGAGAGCUCUUUUCAUCCGAUUGGCUCAGAGAUACCAAGAAGAAGCAGCUGGCACCCAGCCUCAUAGAACAUCAAGCAAGGAAGAAGGUUUAAUAGAUGAUACAGUUAACUGGUACUCCAGCAGUGAAGAAGAAGAAGGAAGUGGUGUCAGGUCAAUACUGAGAACAUUACAGAAACAAACAGGAACUCUAAGAAGUCAGCAGCACCCUCCCCCAGAGCUUGGCAUUCCUACUGAUCCAAGACUUACUAAAGAGAAGAGGAAAGGAAGUCAGGUGGUUGACCCUAGGCUUCGGACUGUCCCAAGGCAAGACAUUAGGAAGCCUCAUGAGUCUGUCCCAGUGGAUCUUAGACUUGCGUGGGACCCCAGGAAAUUAAGAGGGAAUGGAAGUGCUCCUGGAGGCUCUUCUGCUAGUGGAGCAAAGUGUGAUUUACAUCAUGCAAAUGCUGGUACAAAUCGCAAACCCAAAAGAAGAGAUGAUGAUGAUGAAGAUACAGAACGAGAACUGCGAGAAAAAGCCUUCUUAAUACCUUUGGAUUCUUCACCUGGAGUAGUACUUCAGGAUCCAAGGUCACAGUUAAGACAAUUCAGUCACAUUAAAAUGGACAUUAUCCUAACCAAACCCAACUUUGCAAAACACAUCGUGUGGGCUCCAGAAGACUUACUUCCAGUACCUUUACCUAAACCUGAUCCAGUAUCUUCAAUCAAUUUACCUCUGCCUCCACUUAUAGCUGACCAGAGGCUCAGUAGGUUAUGGAAUACAAAAAGUGACCAUCAAAGUGCCCUGUCCCUUGAUCCAAAAUCAGCAGCCAAAGCCAAAAUGAAUCUAACACAGAGAGAGGGCUACUUAGAACAGUGUGGAGACUUGCAUAGUUCAGGAGGUAAAUUAGGAGACCCUAGGUUGCAAAAGAAUUCUGACCCUAGGCUUCACAGACUGCCCAAUACAGAGUUACAUCAAGUGGCUAUAAAGGACUCACAUGUAUCAAAGAGUGCCCCAAACUUAGCCAGAUCAAACCCUACUUUGUCCCAGCCUUCAACAGCAUUACCUACCAAUGCUGGUCCUGUGGCUCUUCCUCCAUAUGCCCCCAAACUAUCUUCUUCAGCUGGCCUUCCAAUAGGAACUUCAAGUUCAGUUCUUAGUGGCAUUAGUUUGUAUGAUCCCAGGGAGAAGGGUUCAUCAUCUUCAUCAGAGCUAGCAGCCAUUUCUUCAGAAGAAAAUGCAGAGAACCAGGAAACAAGUGGUUUAAAAAAUAGUGAUAAAAAUGACCCUUCCCCUGGAGAAGUGAUCCUACAGAAAUCUCCUGCAGACAUGGAAGUCCCUGUUGAGGGACCAGUAGACAUGCAAGCAGAUACUCUGGGGAGUACUGAUAAGGUCCAGGUUCCCGCUCUGCACAGUCUUCCUAUUCAGGCCUUAACAGGCUUAAUUAGACCUCCAUACAGUGACCCAAGGCAGGCCAGAGAGCCAGGACAGGGAAGCCCAGCCCCAGACGAUGACAAGUCUCUGAAAGAGGUUUUUAAGACAUUUGAUCCAACUGCGUCACCAUUUUGUUAGCUGUUGUGUAAUUAAGCUGUUGCCACCCUCUCACAGUUCUCUGCUGUUUGUAACUGGUUUACCUCUAUAGUUUAUUUAUUUUUUAAAUUAUAAGCAUUUUUCAGCUGCUAGUAUCAGGACCACAUGAACUUAUAUCCUCUAAAGUCUGUGGUAUUUUAUAUAAUAUUUUUAUAACUUCAAGAGACUGUAGUAUAGAAAUACAUAUCAUGUUAGCGUUAGUAAAAGUAUUUUUUUUCUUUUUGGUUUUUGAGACAUGGUUUCUGUGUUGCUUUGGAACCUGUCCUUGGAUUAAAGGCGUGCACCACCACCACCCAACUAGUAAAAGUACUUUUUUACUUGUAAGUAAGUGAACUAUCAUGAACUCAACACUCAGCCCAAGUAAAUGCCAGUGUCUUUCAUAAUCAAUGUUUAGGUUAACAACUAACACUUUUAUAUGGUUGUUUAGUUUCAAGCAAUAUGAUAUACAUUAAUUUUGAAAAUCAGUAUUUUAACUAGGAUCAUCUCUGCCAGCACAAAACUGAUUAGUUUGUAAAGCCAACUGCUAAGUAAAAUGCAAGGUGAAAACAUUUAAAACCAUAGUUAGCUCAGCUCGUGUUUAAGGGCAUCACUUCAUUGGCAUUGGCAACACUGUUUGUGUACAUGAAGCACUUGAAUGUUGUAUCUUUUAAAAGUAUUUUAUUGUACACUGUAUCAUAGAAGUCGAAGGAAAUAAAUAAGAUGUUUUGCUACAGUAAAAAAAAUUCCAGGUUCUGUAAUAGAACUUUUAAAAUUUAAUUUUUCAUAUUAAAUAGUUAUGAGUUUAUUGCUGUGUCACAUUGUGAUAAUUAUGUAUUUCAGAGUUUGGUCUUUAGUUACAUAAUUUUUAUCUCUUUCAAAUGAUGUAACUGCAAUAAUUGUGUUCAUUAUGACUGGCAAUUUUUAACAAUUUUCAAAGUGAGACUGUAGUAAUUAAUAAGCUGAUAAUGUUUUAAAUGUCUAGUUUCUAUAUUUUUUCUUGCAUAGCAAAAACUUCCACUGAGAUGGCAGAUAUAUUCCACUGUAUAGGGUACCAAUAAACAAUCUUUUAGAUCUCA